AUGAAGCACGACGAUGACGAGGUGAAAAAUGGCCAGCAGAAACCCAACGGGGUCUCAGCGGAUGAGCAUAAUCCGGCUAAUAGUGACGGCUCUGCUCCGAGGGUCGAUACAAACCAUCAUAGCUUGGCAAAUGGGGAUACUCGUGAGAACCAAAGCGACGACCAACGCUUCACUGUACUCCCUGUCGUCAGCGUCCGUCACCAAAGCGACAACAGCGAGCAAUCGCCAGAAAGUGAUGCGGAGCCCAAGGGAGAAAAGACAUAUAGCUGUCACACUCUUCUCGAAAUUGUCGUGAAAAGUGUGUCGGACCAGAAACAGGAGAAAGACAAAGCUGAAGACACCGGCGGAACUACUAAGGCGCAAAAAGAGGAUGAAAGCUCAGAUAGCAGCGAUUCGGACACGAAGAAAAAACCAGGAAAGCCCCCUAGUCCUGGAGGUCCACCUAGCAAGUCUCUCAAACAAUCGCGUGCCUCAUGGAGAGCUAUGCAAUUCCCGGAUGAUUUUGAGAAGGUCUUUGACGACAGUUUCGACGGGGACUCAAAGCAGAAACAUGGAGAGAGUAACAAAAGUGUCGAUGAAGUAUCCUCAUGGGCAGAUUUCGUUGUUAGUGAAGUGAAGCCAGAAGAUGUUGAGGAUGAUUCACCCUCGAGACUAGAAUGGUUGAGACAGAAGAGAGAAGACAAAGAACAGAACCCAUAUCUUGACCAACUUAUGUCGUUGGUUGGUCUGGAGAAUGUGAAGGCUCAUUUCCUUGCGGUGAAGGCUAGGGUUAAAGAGAGCAAGGGAACUGACCCUGGAUUGUCGAAGUUGCGACUUCACUUAGUUCUCCAUGGAAAGGAUGGAACAGGCAAGAAGUCUAUCGCAAAACUUUACGCACAGUUUCUCCUUUUUAUAGGAGCUGUGAGUGGCCAGACAUUUUCCAGAACGUCGACCGCUCGUCCCAGUCCCCCUCGGUAUCUUCCUCCGCCGCCGCCGUUUCCAAACCUACUCAAGAAGCCAAAUGCACAGUCAAAUCCGGCCUCACGCAAGAAUCCGACGCCGACGGUCAUCUUUUAUGACAAUCUUAGUCUCAACGGUGCCUCUUCAGGCAACAAUUACUAUGACUACGACUCUUCCGACAGUGACAGUAGCUCUUCUUAUGAUUACCACAAUCAAACCAAUAACUCUGAUACGAUGCAGAUCCUCACAAAAACUGCGGCAAUGUCUGUUUUGAUCAUAUCCUCGCGGAGCAAGUCCCUUCUUGACUCUAUGGAGAGCAGCGAGAAAGCUCUGCAGGAGUUUCAGAGCCCAUUAACUCUCCCAGACUACAACGAGGAAGAGCUGAAGCAGCUCAUUGUGCGCAUGAUUCAGAAAAGGCGCUUGUCAGUCGAGGGCGGGUUCAUUAACAGCAGCCUGCGUGCCUUGGUAAGGCGAGUGGCCCAAGAGCGGGAUUCGGAAUCGUUCUCAAACGUUCAUCGACUGGAGGAAGAGCUGGACAAGGCAUGCAGAAGACGAGCUCUUCGACUGCAGCGGGGAUACUCCCAAUCUUUUGGGAAGGGGUCGAAUGGAGGUCCUCAAGCAGCACAACUAUUAGGCCGACAAACACACGAUGAAAGUGUGGUUGGCGACGAACGCAAACUCACCAGAUCAACCGAUGACCAUAAAAGCCUACUCACAUCAGAGGACCUCUUAGGUCCAGAGCCGAAAGACCUGAGAAACGACAAUGAGUCGUGGAAAAAGCUACAGGAUAUGAUUGGACUCGAGAAGAUCAAGAGCGAAUGCGGCGACAUCAUCGACUAUGCUCAGAUCAAUUACCGCCGUGAACUUCUCGGGAUGAAGCCGCUAAAGAUUGGUCUUAACAGGAUAUUUCUCGGGCCUCCCGGGGUAGGAAAGACAACCGUCGCGCAAUUAUACGGCCAGAUACUCAUCGAUCUAGGACUUGUUUCUGGAAAGAAAGUCAUAUUGCGAAACCCAUCUCACUUGAUCGGCGCCUACAUAGGACAUUCCGAAAGCAAGACAAAGAGCGUUCUAAGCAGCGCCAAAAAGAACGUACUGAUCAUUGAUGACGCACACAUGCUGUAUCCCGGAGCAAAGGGUGCCGGUCAUAAGACGGACGUCUUUCGCAUCGCCGUCCUUGACACCAUCGUCGCGAACGUGUCCGCGGACCCCGAGGACAGGUGCAUCAUACUUGUCGGGUACGACCAUGAGAUGGGCCAACUGUUCAACAACAGUAAUCCUGGACUUCAGCGACGGUUCCCCAUGGAGACUGCGUUACGCUUCGAUCCCUACAGCGAGGAUGAACUGUGCCGGAUUAUGGAUCUGAAAGCGGGCCAGUGUGGCCUCGAGAUGACACAGGACGCUACGGCGGUAUCUCGACAGGUUUUGAGCCGUAUGCGCAUCAACCCAAAGUUCGGAAACGCAGGAGACGUCGAGAACCUACUCAAUCAGGCAAAAGUCCGCAUGAACUCGCGAGUUAGAUCCGCAUACCACGGAACAGGGUCCGUACAAGUUUUGAUGGAACCUGGAGAUAUCGACCCACAUUGGGAUCGGGCGUCGCGAGCAGGCGAAAGUCGCGCUACGCUCUUUGAGAAUUUCGUCGGGUUCGACAAGGUUAUUAAAAAGUUUGAAGGUUACCAGCACCUGGCCGACGGCAUGCGGCUUUAUGACAUCGACCCGAGGCCUCACAUACCGUGGGCCUUCAUAUUCAAGGGUCCACCAGGUACUGGAAAGACCUCAACCGCCCGGAAAAUAGGGCGCUUAUACUACGACAUGGGCCUACUAUCCACAGACGAGGUGGUGACGUGCUCCGUCAGUGAUCUUGUCGGAGAGCAUAUGGGGGAAACGGGUCCCAAAGUUGUCAACACUCUCGAGACUGGUCUCGGAAAGGUCUUGUUUGUCGACGAAGCGUAUCGUUUGGCUGCAGUCAGCAUUGGCGCAAACGGUUCCAACUUCCACAUGGAGGCCGUCGGUGAGUUAGUCGACGCAAUGACCCAGCCACGUUAUAAAAACAACAUGGUCAUAAUCUUGGCCGGGUACACCGCCGAGAUGGAGUUUUUGUUACGGACCAAUCCUGGAUUGCGAAGCAGGUUCUCGGAACAGAUUGCAUUCCAGCCCAUGAAUCCACACGCAUGUCUUCAACAUCUCAAGAAUGAGGUCAAGAAGCUCAAGAUCAACGUAAUGGAAGCUAAAGGCCCGGCCGACGAGAGAUUGAGGACCGUCUAUCGUCUGUUUGAGAAGCUCGGGCGCACGAGGGGAUGGGCUAGCGGCCGUGACGUUGAGACCUUGGCCAAAACCGUCAUUGGCAACGUGUACAUGCAGCAGGGGAAAACGAAAAGAAAGAGCUCUACAAACUUUCUAGAAAUUACAGUAAACGAAAUUAUUGAGGCCCAAAAGGGGAUGCUGAGGGAACGGUUGGGACGAAAGGAUGACGAGGCAGAGGAAUAG
Molecule: messenger RNA, 3423 nt
Organism: Colletotrichum truncatum
Lineage: Eukaryota; Fungi; Ascomycota; Sordariomycetes; Glomerellales; Glomerellaceae
Source: RefSeq, a predicted model, not a curated record